GUGUCACCGCAAAGGUCGACUCCUGCCCUCGGAGGUCAACGAUAUCGAUGAUAGAAGCCACGAGUACGCACAACGAGGCCAGAAUAGAACCCAAUCUUCGAGACAUCAUCGGUGACAUGGAGAGAGACCAGGAGCGCAUUGAUGUAAGGGAAAAUCUGACAGUAUGCAAUAGGAUCGGUCAGCCUGGCGACACACAAUGCGGCCAAUUGUGCCAUGGGGAUUGGUGUUGCUGCUGCCUUGCUUUCCCUCUGCUCCUCGAGAGAAGAACCAUCAGUCAAGAGAGGAGUCGUCUCGUCGGAUGAUGGGGGCAUUAGGACAGCAGUGGGGGAGAGGUGGACCGAGGCGGCCUCUUAUAACGCUUCACUCUAUCCCAUCUCGUAAAUGCUGGAAGACCGAUUCAAUCUCCGCAAGCCGUCGAAGGUGAAAAGAUCCGGAGAUCAUCAACAGUCUUCCGAGGUGUUGGUAAACUGUCCAGCCAUUAGACGAAGUCAGAGAAGGGGGGUGCACAACAUGGAGGAACAUAUAUGACUUUGCCGAACUCAGCCGAGCUCGUUCCUUGUCUCCAGCCGUCACAACGCGCCACUGCUCAACCACUCCAUAUCCGCAAUCUACUUUUAUAUCAAUCCAUCCACACAAUCUUCGUUUCUUUGUUUACCAAUCUCUUGAAUUGAUGCCCUCCGACAACCCAGUCCUCGUCGCUCCACGGCCCAUUCGGUUCAAUACCCUUCUUGCCCGUAACCGAAUCUUGUCGGGACCGGAUCUUUUCGAACGUGCUCGUGUUUCGGAAGAUAUCUCAGACGCAGCCGAUGAUCGUAAAACUCCUGCCAUCUCUCUCAGUGACUCUGAUAAAGAAUUAUCUUCCCCGUCUGCACGUUCGUCCCCGAGGUCGCUUCCAACGGAAGCCCUCGAAGAGUUCCUUUCCAUCCUCCGACCGUCCUUCUUUCCGCCUUCCUCGCCUGUGCUCCUCACUCGGCGUCAUCCAGCCGUUUCUCUGCCGGCUCUUCAUCAGGAACGCCCAUACUCACGCAAGGGCCGGGCCCUGCUCCAGGAUUUGAGCGACGACCUUGACAUCGCGCGUUCCACUCAAUCCAGCCGUAACAUGUCCACGCCGGACGGAGAGACAUUCGACGACUAUGACAUGAAUACCAUUCCUGUGCGCUGGUUUGCUUCCAAUGUUUUAUGUAUGUGACCAUCUACUUGUGUCCUAUUUCUUACGCAUCAUUUCAGCCUCGCCAAUUUCACGCAUGAACACUCGUAACCCAUUCCAGCGGCAAUCUUAUGCAGACCAGUUAUCCCCGGGCUCGGUCUCUCCGAUCUCCCUCUCUCCGGCUGCCAUUCCGCUCCCACUGCCUUCCCCUGAAGAAUCUCUCUAGUCUGAGAAGCAUUGAUUCCCAAACCAAUGUGUUUUAGCCGCUAACACGCUGCAUGUAAAUUUUUGACCCUCCUGUAUCAAACCGGAUGUAAUUUCCUAUCCAAUAUCUACGCUGUCUAUAUUCGCCUAUGGUCUCUCGUUACGUUACUUACCUAUCUUACUGUCUCUACUAUUGGGUUCUUGAUUCACAUCGCAUCAUUCUGCCUGGUUUCCUUUGCGCCCAUGUGUUCCCGCCCUCUGCCAACGAUUGGAGAAUGUGUAUUGGGUCAUAAUCUUUUGGUCAAAGCCAAUUCGGUUGCCGCGGCGUAGCGGAUUAGCUAGAUCAGUCAUCACGUUCACGCGUGUUCAUCGAGGCUUGUUGCUUGCCUGCUGUAUCUCUCCCUCUCCUCCACUGAGCACGACUUCAGGCCUUGAGGCCGUGUCUAUUGCGUCACUGUUUUGUUGCAUACGCGCAAGCUCUUCCUCAAACCAUGACCGACCGAUAUUCGGACCAAGG
Messenger RNA from Mycena citricolor, 1868 nucleotides. The record is from the annotation of a GenBank genome assembly. NCBI's taxonomy places the organism in Eukaryota, Fungi, Basidiomycota, Agaricomycetes, Agaricales, Mycenaceae.